AGGUUUCCAAACUCCGCCAUACCAAAAGGGAGGAGAGGAAUAAGAAGCUGCAUCUGUGUGUUUAUCUUUUUUAUUAAUAUUAUUAUUAUUUUUUUUUAUACAUGUAGAGAUACAUAUAUUUCAUCCACAGUUGCAACACCUUGUGUCAUUUUCAAGGGGUCCACUUUUCUAAAUUAUUUUAUUUUUUACGACAAAAACAAAAAAAAACAAAAAAAGGAAAAGAAAGACGGACCGCUGAUGUCUCCUGCUGCCGCCGCGGAGCACAGGGAGAGUGUGUGAGCGCGUGUGCAUGGUGCGUGUGUUUGUCUUUUCCCCGAGAGGAGAGGAAGAAGUGAUGGAAGAGCUCACCGCUUUCGUGUCCAAGUCUUUCGACCAGAAAGUGAAGGAGAAGAAGGAGGUGAUCACCUACAGGGAGGUGCUGGAGACCGGCGCGGCGCGCGCGGGGAGCAGGGAGCCUUUAUCAGCGGAGCCGGGGAGCAGGGAGGAGGCGGCCGCGCUCACCCGGAGCGUGGCGCUCUCUCCGGGCAGGGAGACGGACAUGCUCGGCCCGGAGAGGAUCAGGGACUCCGGGAGCCCCAAACUCGUUGACGGCACCACGGAUGUGAAAGACAGGAAAGAGGACUCGAAGCCCAUCGAGGACGAGACGCAAACGAAGAUCAAGCAGAGGAGGAGUCGGACUAACUUCACGUUAGAGCAGCUCAACGAGCUGGAGCGGCUGUUCGACGAGACGCACUACCCGGACGCCUUCAUGCGCGAGGAGCUGAGCCAGCGGCUGGGACUGUCCGAGGCCCGAGUCCAGGUUUGGUUCCAGAACAGAAGAGCCAAAUGCAGAAAGCAGGAAAACCAGCUACAUAAAGGGGUCCUGAUUGGAGCAGCAAAUCAGUUUGAAGCUUGUCGAGUCGCGCCAUAUGUCAAUGUGGGGGCUUUACGGAUGCCAUUCCAACAGGAUAGUCACUGCAACGUGCCGCCCUUCUCCUUUCAGGUGCAGGCGCAGCUGCAGCUGGACAGCGCCGUGGCUCACGCGCAGCACCACCUGCACUCUCACCUGGCCGCGCAUGCGCCCUACAUGAUGUUCCCGGCGCCGCCGUUCGGGUUGCCCCUGGCGACGCUCGCGGCCGAGUCGGCUUCGGCCGCGUCGGUGGUGGCGGCCGCGGCCGCCGCCAAGAACACGAGCAAGAACUCGAGCAUCGCCGACCUGAGACUGAAGGCCAAGAAGCACACGGCCGCGCUGGGACUGUGACGAGACGGACUCUGGUCGUGGGGGAGACACGGGACAGCAGGACGUCAUUUACGUUUUCUGAAAGGAGGAGCGCGCGCUUUAAUAGAACAUAUAGGCUAUUUAUGAGACGGGACAAGAAGAGACGUGUAGCCUACAGAAACGUGAUGUUUGGACGCCCAUGUGGACUUGGUGGACAGCAAGAAUCCCCCCCCCCCCCCCAUCUCUCACACACUCCCUGAGGAGGAGGACGCAGCUGGGUCGGUCAACUUUGUCAAACAAGGCGAACCAUUCUGCAUUUUAUUUCCUGUUUAAAUAUUAAAUAUCCUCGUUGUUCUGAUUCUUUAAAGAGGCUGGCCUCACAAU
This is a messenger RNA of Nematolebias whitei (Rio pearlfish), 1582 nucleotides long. RefSeq names its product short stature homeobox 2 (gene shox2). The transcript has 5 exons. Gene Ontology annotation, molecular function: sequence-specific double-stranded DNA binding; DNA-binding transcription factor activity, RNA polymerase II-specific. The coding region runs from base 290 to 1240 and encodes 316 amino acids. The record is from RefSeq and is a predicted model, not a curated record. Gene Ontology annotation, cellular component: nucleus. NCBI's taxonomy places the organism in Eukaryota, Metazoa, Chordata, Actinopteri, Cyprinodontiformes, Rivulidae. Gene Ontology annotation, biological process: regulation of transcription by RNA polymerase II.